AUGGCGGGCAAAUCGUCCAAACAGAACUACACGGCGGACGGCCGCAAGGUCUACGUCCCGCAACACAUGAAGCCCCCUGGCAGGUUCGACGGCGUUAAGAAGACUUUCGCCAAACUCAGCCCAUCGGCGAUGUUUGCCAAGAAGCCCAAGCUGCCCAUGGCUCGGACGGUCAUGGUGAAUCAGACGUUGCCGACGGGUCCGGAAUGGCGGGAUAAAAAGGGGAAAGCUAUGCGGAACAGGAUCUACCCAACAAACCAGAACAUCACGUCCAAGUACACGGUCAUCACGUUUCUGCCUCGAAACCUAUUCGAGCAGUUCAGGCGUAUUGCCAACGUCUUCUUCCUGGCCAUCGCUAUCCUGCAAUUCUUCCCCAAGUUCGCUACCGUUUCCCCUGGUUUGGUCAUCCUUCCUCUGUUGGCUGUAUUGGCUAUCACCGCGCUAAAGGACGGCUACGAGGAUAUCAAGCGUCAUCAGGCCGAUCACAAGGUCAACCACACUAUCGUCCACGUUCUCAAAGGUGGUGACGGGUAUGACAACAACCCCCUCUCGUUCCACUCGAACAGCAGUCUCACCGAAACCAAGCCCGGAUAUCACAACUACAAUGCCAUGGCUCACAAGGACAAGACCUUUGUACCUGCGAUUCCCUUGCCAAAGGGCAAGAAGAGAAAGGCAAAGAAGGGACAGGAGGAGGAUUUGGCUACCACCGACGCCCUCAGUGAGGGUGUCGUGCCCGCAGGUGACAAGGACUGGCAAGCGGCGCGUCCGUCCGGACUCAGCUAUGAUGAAGGCGGACCAUUUUCCGACUCGAACGGCGAAACCCCCAAGGAUGUCGUCAACAGCCCUGCGUCUGACCCAGACUGCUUCGACGACAUCAAGACGCUCGGUUUCCAACAGACCAUCUGGGAAGAUGUUAGGGUUGGAGAUUAUGUUAAAAUCUACGAUAACGAGCCGAUCCCCGCCGAUAUCGUGCUAUGCUGCACUUCCGAGGAGGAAGACGUCUGUUUCAUCGAGACCAAGAACCUGGAUGGAGAGACGAACUUGAAGUCUCGACACGGUGUCCCUGAAUUGACGCACCUCCGCACUCCCGCCGCUUUGGAAAAGGCUCGUUUCCGCAUCGACGCCGAACCUGCUGAUGUCAACAUGUACAAGCUUAACGGAGCGGUCGUACUGACUGACGAGAACAGACAGCAAACGGACGAGGCGCCCCUGGUCCACCCGAUCACCCUCGAGACGACCAUCUUGCGAGGUUGCGUCUUGAAGAAUACUGGCUGGAUCAUCGGUGUCGUGCUUUUCACUGGUACUGAUACCAAGAUCAUUCUCAACUCUGGUGGCACACCUUCCAAGCGGUCCAAGGUCGAGAGGCAGAUGAACCCUCAGGUCCUGCUCAACCUGGCCCUCCUCGCCGUUGUCGCCAUUGUAUGUUGCAUCGUCAACUACACCAACGAGAAACGAUGGAACGAUCAACAGGCGUACUGGGAGCUGUUUGCCGAUCAAUCGGACGAUAACCCUAGCUUCAACGCUUUGAUCACGUUCCUCAACGCUUUUAUCACGUUUCAGAACAUCGUUCCGAUUUCGCUCUACAUCUCCAUCGAAUUCGUCAGGACCGCCCAGGCCGCGUUCAUCUACUGGGACCAUGCAAUCAAAUACGUCAAGAACGGAGUCACCACCAGGACGACCGCUAGAUCUUGGACUCUGUCGGACGAUCUUGGUCAGAUCGACUACGUCUUCUCAGACAAGACUGGCACCCUAACUCAGAACGUCAUGGUCUUCAGGCAGUGUUCCGUCGGGGGCAAGGUUUACACUGGCGACGAACAGGUUCCUGAAAACACAAUCGUGGACGGCAAGCAUAGCAUGGAGAAGAGUGAUGUACCAUCUCAGACCUCAUCCGACACGCCUUUGGCCAAGAAGCACGACUCGGUCUUGACCGACGGCGACAAGCCGAAAGUUGCUCUAGCCAAAGAGGUUCUCGCUCCUUUCCACGAUCCCGAGCUGCUUUCCGACAUGAACGACACCGAGACCGAGCAGUCCCGACUUCUACAUGGUUUCUUCGCGGUGCUCGGUCUGUGCCACACAGCUCUUGCGGCCGAGGUGCAGCCUGGUGUCAUCGAGUACAAGGCUCAAUCGCCUGACGAAGCUGCCCUGGUCCAAGCUGCUGCGGAUGUCGGCUUCAUCUUCCGAGGUCGGGACCGCAAUAUCAUGAAAUUGAGCACGCCCUUCUCGGAUACGCCCGACGAGUACGAACUUUUGCACGUACUGGAAUUCAACUCGGCAAGGAAGCGUAUGUCAGUCAUCUUGCGUAAACUCGACGAGGACAACAGGCUAUUCUUGCUCUGCAAGGGUGCCGACAAUGUCAUCUUUGAGCGUCUUGCACCCGGAAACGACGAGAUCAAGAAGAAGACCGAUUCAGACUUGCAGUACUUUGCCGGGGAAGGUCUGCGAACCCUCUGCCUCGCCUACAGGGUACUUGAUGAGGGAGUUUACGAGGAAUGGCAAAAGCAGUUCCACGAGGCCAGUGUUGCUCUGCAGGACCGUGAAGACCGAAUCGAGACUGUAUCUGCCGCCAUUGAACGCGAUCUUGUCCUGUUGGGUUCCACCGCGAUCGAGGACAAGUUGCAAGAUGGAGUCCCCGAAACUAUUGCUGACCUCAAGCGAGCUGGUAUCAAGGUCUGGGUCGCCACCGGGGACAAGCUGGAGACCGCCGUUGCCAUUGGUUAUACAACCAACCUCCUUACCAAAGAUAGCAACAUGAUCAUUGUGCGCGAGGGACGAACCGAGAUCUACGACCAAUUGAAGAACGCAAUCGAAGGGUUUUUCGGCGAAGAAGUGCGGGAGAUGGAUAGCUCGGGGAACUUGCAGCCCAUCAACGAUAGUAUCGGUGGACACGAACUUCGACGUCUAGACACCGGCGUAACAUCGCUCGUCGGCCGGGACAACGGGACGCGAACUGGAGGUCAUUCGCUCGUUAUCGAUGGAGGAGCACUGCGCCAUGCUUUCGCCGACCCUGCGACCGAAGAAUUGCUUUUGCAUCUCUCUACCCAGUGCAAUACUGUCAUCUGCUGCCGUGUCUCGCCUUUGCAAAAGGCCCAGAUCGUUCGCUUGAUCAAGGACAACCUCGGAGUGAUGUGUCUCGCUAUCGGUGACGGGGCAAACGAUGUCAGCAUGAUUCAGGCGGCAGACAUCGGAGUCGGUAUUUCGGGAGAGGAAGGUCUCCAAGCCGUAAACUCGUCGGAUUAUGCGAUUGCGCAGUUCCGAUACCUCAAGAGACUCCUUUUCGUUCACGGGCACUGGUCCUAUCUCCGUAAUUCCAACAUGAUCCUUAACUUCUUCUACAAGAACGUCAUGGGUGUGGGAGUCCUGUUCUGGUUCCAGAUCUACUGUGGAUGGAGUACCACCUACGUAUUCGAGUACACCUACUUGCUGUUCUGGAACAUUUUCUGGACUCUCUUGCCGGUCAUCGCCCUCGGCCUGUUUGAUCGCGACAUAGAUGCCGACAGCUUGAUGGCCUUGCCCGAGCUGUACAAGGUUGCCAAAGAGGGUCACUGGUUCGGACUCCGUCGCUUCGGUUACUUCAUGCUUCAAGGAGCAUACCAGUCCGCUGUAGUGUUCUUCUUCAUUAACUACGCCUAUACCACCACGACCGCCCGAACUGACGGCUACAACCCAGGACAGUACGAGAUGUCAACCGUCAUGGUAAUCGGUGCUGUUAUGGUCUCCAACGUAUUCACCGGAUUGUACACCGAAUCGUGGAAUGUAUGGGUGUGGGUCGCCGUCCUCCUUGGACCUGUUCUGAUCUGGGUUUACACGGCCAUCUAUUCGAUCAUCCCUCCCGAGACCUUUGCAACUAAUGCCUACGGAAAUGACCACUAUCUCUUCCGCUCUGCUCUCUUUUGGUUCGGCUGGAUCUUUGUUUUCCUACUUGCGCUUGCGCCUCAAUACAUCGGAAGGUUUAUCAAAAGGACAUAUCGACCAACCGAUAUCAAUAUCAUCAACAAUAUCAAGAAAUACCAUCCCGAAAUUGACGUCGCCACGCAUCCUCAAUUGGGCGGGCGGCCGGAAGUCAACACGGGACCUCAAGAGCCACCGGCAUCGAGGCCGUCAAUGUCACGCGGUGUGUCCGAGAGCAAUAACAACGGUCUGCGGCACUUUGGCGCGGCCGACCGUGAUGCGCUCCCGGAGAUGACCGGUCGACCGUCCUACUCUGAAAACCGAAGAGAUGCUCUAGGACGCAUGCAGCCCUCGUCGCUGCGGGGGUCCGAGGUUGAUAUGUCGAAUGGUCUUCGACGGAUAGAGUCGCGGGGAUUCGACUUCGAUGUCGAGGAGCGAUCGAUUGCCGUUCAACGGCUCAACUCGCGUUUAUCGCAGUUCUCAGCGAUGAGGAGGACACAGUCUCCAGAGGUCGACCGAUCAAACGAUUCACCGACAAAGGCAAGACUUAGGGCCGGCAGCAUCGGGGCCGGCCUUACUUCGCUGAGAAAUCGAGCAGGAUCGGUGCUCAAGCCGAAGAAGGGCUUCUAUGAUCAAACUCGCGCGAUGGAUGGAGAACGAGGCCCCAACGAAGCGCCCUGA
Molecule: messenger RNA, 4566 nt
Organism: Filobasidium floriforme
Lineage: Eukaryota; Fungi; Basidiomycota; Tremellomycetes; Filobasidiales; Filobasidiaceae
Product: phospholipid-translocating ATPase
Exons: 17
Coding region: 1-4566 (1521 amino acids)
Biological process (GO): phospholipid translocation
Cellular component (GO): plasma membrane
Molecular function (GO): ATP binding; magnesium ion binding; ATPase-coupled intramembrane lipid carrier activity
Source: RefSeq, a predicted model, not a curated record